Messenger RNA from Corylus avellana, 1878 nucleotides. NCBI's taxonomy places the organism in Eukaryota, Viridiplantae, Streptophyta, Magnoliopsida, Fagales, Betulaceae. The record is from RefSeq and is a predicted model, not a curated record.
UUCUUUUUCCUAACCGCCUUGUGUGAGAUGUGAACAGAGCAGAGUUGAGCAUCCCAAUCUCUCUGUCUCUCUCUCUCUCUCGGUCGCUCGCUCACACAACCACACUUUCCUCUCUGAAACCCUGUCAAAGCCAUGGUCAAAGAAACCCUAGCACCUCCAUCUUCAUCCCCUUCUUCUUCUUCUGCUUCAUCUUCUUCUUCUUCAACAGCUUCCUUGAGUAACACCAAUCUCCCACCACUAGAAGACGCUUGGAUUGACACUUACCACAAAUUGCUCCCUCAUUGGCAAUCCCUCUCUCACUCUCACUUGCCAACAAUCCCAAUUUCAAUCUCGAGAGUAAAUCAAGUCGAUGCAGCAAGACUGGACGUUGAAAUGUCAGCCAUGCUGAAAGAGCAGCUGGUUCAGGUCUUCUCUUUGAUGAAGCCAGGAAUGUUAUUUCAAUAUGAAGCAGAGCUUGAUGCUUUCCUUGAGUUUCUCAUUUGGCGGUUCUCAAUUUGGGUAGAUAAGCCUACUCCGGGAAUCGCUCUCAUGAAUUUGAGAUAUAGAGAUGAACGUGCGAUGGAGCCAAGAGGAAAAGUCAGAACAGGUUUGGAAGGUCCUGGACUUACUGUGGCUCAGAAGAUUUGGUAUUGUGUUGCCACUGUUGGUGGUCAAUACAUCUGGGCUCGUUUACAGUCAUUCUCUGCUUUUCGUAGAUGGGGCGAUUCUGAGCAGAGGUCAUUUGCACGGCGAGUGUGGAUAUUGAUACAACGCGUAGAAGGAUUAUAUAAAGCUGCCUCAUUUGGCAACCUGCUCAUAUUUCUUUAUACGGGAAGGUACAGGAAUCUUAUUGAAAGAGCUUUGAGAGCUAGGCUUGUCUAUGGUAGCCCUAAUAUGAACCGAGCUGUUAGCUUUGAGUACAUGAACCGCCAGUUAGUGUGGAAUGAAUUCUCGGAGAUGCUGUUGUUGCUUCUUCCUCUUCUUAAUUCAUCAUCCGUUAGAAACUUUCUUCGCCCAUUUUCUAAAGAUAAAUCUUCAAGUUCCGAAGAGGAUGACACCGCUUGCCCUAUUUGUCUGGCUACUCCAACCAUUCCCUUUCUGGCUCUCCCUUGUCAACACAGAUACUGUUAUUACUGCCUUAGGACGCGAUGUGCUGCAGUUCCAUCAUUCAGAUGUUCCAGGUGCAGUGAGCCUGUCAAUGCCAUGCAGCGGCAUGCUGGUGCGAGCAAUUUAGUCCCAGAACAAUAAUCUUCAGAGGGAGAAGAAAAUAAAUUAAAGCAUUUAUUAUAUAGGUAGUACCACUACUUUAGUUAUUUUUUAUUCUCCCUAUUAAAAUUUUCAAAUCAAUGAAUAAAUUCCCAGUAAAAGCAUUAUUCCGCCAUGGAGUGGGGGGUUUCAUUCUUUGUCAUCUUUCCAGUGUAUUUAUUAUUAUUCAAAUAUCCUAAUGGGUUUGUUUCUGAUUAAUUUUUCUCCAAGCAUUAGAAUAUUUGAAGUGGGUCUCUCCAAGGUUCAGUUGAAUUAUAUAAACAAAAAGCAGGUGCCCUUUCAGCAAUGCCAAACAAUGAUUCUUUGGCAGAUGUCACCAACUUUAUUUUGUUGCUACUCUGCUUGACGCCAUUGUUUCUUUCGGUCAAUGCAGCCUCUGUUUCUUUGACGCAGCAUAACAAAUUGAUUUGGUGCUCUCUAUAUGUUGGCCCCCAUAAUUUAUUUUAUUUUAUUUUAUUUUAUUUUUCCCGUGGCAAAAAUGGGUAUGCUUGUGAGGGAGCCGCCUUACUACUUUCAGUGUUUGAUAGACAGUAGUAAUCUGCUUAGUUUGAAAUUAUUUGUAAGAUAUGUUUAGCAACUUCUCCGGCUACUUGUCUGCCGAUGAGCUUCCUAUUACAGGUUCCUUUGCACUCA